Messenger RNA from Trichoderma reesei QM6a, 1161 nucleotides. RefSeq lists its product as uncharacterized. The transcript has a single exon. Gene Ontology annotation, cellular component: cytoplasm. Gene Ontology annotation, molecular function: flavin adenine dinucleotide binding; electron-transferring-flavoprotein dehydrogenase activity. The coding region runs from base 1 to 1161 and encodes 386 amino acids. The record is from RefSeq and is a predicted model, not a curated record. NCBI's taxonomy places the organism in Eukaryota, Fungi, Ascomycota, Sordariomycetes, Hypocreales, Hypocreaceae.
AUGAAGACGAUUGUUAUCCUCGGUGUCGGCGUGGCUGCCGCGCCCCUCAUCCGCCAGACCAUGCGCAACGUCGUUCUCAAGGACAAGGAAUACAACCUCAUCGUCGUGGCCCCAACCACUCACUUCCACUGGCCCAUUGCUAUGCCCCGAGUCAUUGUGCCCGGCCAGCUGUCCGAGGACAAGGCCAUGAUCGACCUCCGGCCCAUCUUCAAGGAGUAUCCCUCUGACCAGUUCGAGUUUGUCCUCGGCGCCGCCAGCGCCCUGGAUCCAACCGGCAACACCGUCGCCGUCUCCCUCAACGAUGGCGGCAGCCGGACCAUCAACUAUCACACGCUCGUCGUAGCCACGGGCACCUCGUCCAAGGACAACAUGCCGUGGAAGGCCAUGGCCACCACCGAGCAGACCAAGCAGCGCCUGCACGAGCUCCAGCAGCAGAUCGAAAACGCGAGGACCAUUGCCGUCGUCGGCGGCGGCCAGACCGGCUCCGAGACGGCGGGCGAGCUGGGCUUCGAGUACUCCAAGCAGGGCCGCAAGGAGGUCUACUUCAUCUACAACGACAGGCUGCCCCUGGCGCCGCCCCUGAUGGAGAGCGUCCGCAAGCAGACCAAGACGGAGCUGGAGAAGCUCAACGUCAAGCUGAUCCCCAACACAAAGGUCACCGCCGUGGAGCACUCGGGCGGCGACACCAUCCUGACACUGACGGAUGCCGAGGGCAAGGUCACGACGCUCACGACGCAGGCCUACGUCCCCACCACCGGCGGCAUUCCCAACAGCUCGUUUGUGCCGGCCAAUCUGCUGGAUAGCAACGGCUUCAUCCUUCAGACUAAAUCUCUCCAGGUCAAGGGCCACGACAACAUCUUCGUCCUCGGCGACGUCGGCAGCCUGGAGGAAUGCAAGGCCGGGGUCGCGGAUGCCCAGGCCGUGCACCUCAUCAAGGCGCUUCCCAUCUACCUCAAGGGCGGCGUCAUGCCCACGUACACGCCGAGCAACAAGGUCAUGGUUGGCAUCACGCUGGGCCGGAGCCGCGCCACUGGCCAGUUUGGCUCGUUCAAGCUCUUCAGCUUCCUUAUCCACUACGCCAAGGGCCGAUUCCUGGGUACCGACUACUGCCAUUUGAUUGCCGCUGGCAAGAAGACGCUGAUGACGACGUACGAGAAGUAA